CCCUGCAAUUGCGCUCUGGAUUCCAGACGUUCUACUCUUCAAACUCUAGGGUUAGGGUUCGAUCGGAGUGAGACAUGAGUUCCGCCGGUGGUACGACUAAGGGUGGCAGGGGCAAACCUAAGGCUUCUAAGUCGGUAUCAAGGUCGCAGAAGGCCGGCCUUCAGUUCCCUGUAGGGAGGAUCGCUCGCUUCCUCAAGGCUGGCAAGUACGCUGAGCGUGUCGGUGCCGGGGCUCCUGUCUAUCUCUCUGCUGUCCUCGAGUAUCUUGCUGCUGAGGUACUAGAGCUCGCUGGAAACGCUGCCAGAGACAAUAAGAAGAACCGUAUUGUUCCGAGGCACAUUCAGCUUGCAGUGAGGAAUGACGAGGAGCUUAGCAAGCUUUUGGGGUCUGUGACCAUUGCCAAUGGAGGCGUCUUACCUAAUAUUCACCAGACUUUGCUUCCUAAGAAGAUGGGUCAAGGGAAGGGCGAUAUUGGAUCUGCAUCUCAAGAAUUUUAAGAGUUUCCUAGCCCUCCCUCCAUUUUGUUGUAGUUAUAAAGCACAUGUUUGUUUUGCUUUUCUUUCUUACAAUACUUAGCCUCUAGUAAAUUUAAGCUCAAUUAAUAGGAUGAUCCUUUUGCAAAGUCUAUGAUUUUCAACUUCUCUUUGCGUGUGCCCAAUGCGAUGCUCUCUGAUGCGGUUCUCCAUGUUGUAAGCUUCUUAGCAUAACAAAGGCCGAUGUAAAUUCGAAA
Molecule: messenger RNA, 730 nt
Organism: Neltuma alba
Lineage: Eukaryota; Viridiplantae; Streptophyta; Magnoliopsida; Fabales; Fabaceae
Product: histone H2AX
Exons: 2
Coding region: 75-497 (140 amino acids)
Cellular component (GO): nucleosome
Molecular function (GO): structural constituent of chromatin; protein heterodimerization activity; DNA binding
Source: RefSeq, a predicted model, not a curated record